This is a messenger RNA of Sardina pilchardus (European sardine), 2572 nucleotides long. It is a transcript of the gene nlgn4xb, whose product is annotated as neuroligin 4 X-linked b. The record is from RefSeq and is a predicted model, not a curated record. Gene Ontology annotation, molecular function: signaling receptor activity; neurexin family protein binding. The coding region runs from base 28 to 2349 and encodes 773 amino acids. Gene Ontology annotation, biological process: chemical synaptic transmission; presynaptic membrane assembly; synaptic vesicle endocytosis. Gene Ontology annotation, cellular component: synapse; cell surface; plasma membrane. NCBI's taxonomy places the organism in Eukaryota, Metazoa, Chordata, Actinopteri, Clupeiformes, Clupeidae. The transcript has 6 exons.
GCUGUGGUGAAUUUCAGUGUCGAGGAUAUGAAUCCUCUCGUCACCACAAACUAUGGGAAACUGCGUGGAUUAAAGACCCCUUUGCCCAAUGAGAUCCUGGGCCCGGUGGAACAGUACCUGGGGAUCCCAUAUGCCCUGCCCCCCACGGGGGAAAGGAGAUUCCAGGCCCCCGAACCCCCCGCCUCCUGGCCUGCCAUACGGAACGCUACUCAGUUCGCUCCCGUUUGUCCGCAGUACCUCGAAGACCGGUUUCUGCUCAGCGACAUGCUACCCGUGUGGUUCACUGCCAAUUUGGACACGGUGGCCACCUACGUGCAGGACCAGAGCGAGGACUGCUUGUACCUGAACAUCUACGUUCCCACAGAGGAAGAUAUCCAUGAUGAGAACGGUCUGAAGCCGGUGAUGGUGUACAUUCAUGGUGGAUCAUAUAUAGAAGGCACCGGGAACAUGAUUGAUGGCAGCAUCCUGGCAAGCUAUGGAAAUGUCAUCGUAGUCACCAUCAACUACAGACUUGGAGUUUUAGGCUUUCUUAGCACAGGGGACCAAGCCGCUAAAGGGAACUAUGGAUUACUUGAUCAGAUCCAGGCACUCAGAUGGAUAAAGGAAAACAUUCAAGCUUUUAACGGAGACCCAAAGAGGGUGACCAUAUUUGGAUCUGGAGCAGGAGCCUCUUGUGUCAGCCUUCUGACCCUGUCACACUACUCAGAAGAUCUCUUUCAAAAGGCUAUUAUUCAGAGCGGCACAGCUCUGUCAAGCUGGGCUGUCAACUACCAGCCGGCCAAAUACACGCGGAUGCUGGCGGAGAAGGUUGGAUGCAACAUGGCGGACACAGUCGAGCUGGUCGAGUGCCUCCAAAACAAAAACUACAAGGAGCUCGUUGAGCAGAGUGUCACUCCUGCUAAGUAUCACAUUGCCUUUGGGCCUGUUAUUGACGGCGACGUGAUCCCAGAUGAUCCGCAGAUCUUAAUGGAGCAAGGGGAGUUCUUGAAUUACGACAUCAUGCUGGGAGUGAAUCAGGGCGAGGGCUUCAAGUUUGUGGACGGCGUCGUCGACAGCGAGGACGGCGUGCCCGGGAACGAGUUCGAUUUCGCCGUGGUGGAUUUUGUCGACCACUUGUACGGCUACCCGGACGCCAAAUACACUCUGCGGGAGACCAUCAAGUUCAUGUACACGGACUGGGCCGACAAAGAGAACCCGGAGACGCGCAGGAAAACCCUGGUGGCGCUUUUCACGGACCACCAGUGGGUGGCGCCGGCGGUGGCCACGGCGGACCUGCACGCCCAGUACGGCUCCCCCACCUACUUCUACGCCUUCUACCACCACUGCCAGAGCGACAUGAAGCCCAGCUGGGCCGACUCGGCGCACGGAGACGAGGUCCCGUACGUGUUCGGGAUCCCCAUGAUCGGCCCCACCGACCUCUUCAACUGCAACUUCUCCAAGAACGACGUCAUGCUGAGUGCCGUGGUAAUGACGUAUUGGACUAAUUUCGCCAAGACUGGAGACCCAAAUCAGCCUGUGCCCCAGGACACCAAGUUCAUCCACACCAAACCGAACCGUUUUGAAGAGGUGGCCUGGUCCAAGUACAACCCCAAGGACCAGCUGUAUCUGCACAUCGGGCUGAAGCCGCGCGUCCGCGACCACUACCGCGCCACCAAAGUGGCCUUCUGGCUGGAGCUGGUGCCGCAUCUGCACAACAUCAACGAGCUCUUUCAGUACGUGUCCACCACCACCAAGAUCCCUCCGCAGGACACCACGCCGUUCUCCUACACCAAGCGCCUGUCGGGGAAGCUGUGGCCGUCCACCACGCGGCACCCCGCCACCCCCAACACCAACAACAACAAGCAAGUCACCGACCAGCAGACGCCCGACACGGCGGAGGAGACCGGCGUGGUCAUCGAGACGCGGCGGGACUACUCGACGGAGCUGAGCGUGACCAUCGCCGUGGGCGCCUCGCUGCUCUUCCUCAACAUCCUGGCCUUCGCCGCGCUCUACUACAAGAAGGACAAGCACCGGCACGAGUCGAGCCGGCGCCUCAGCCCCCAGCGGAACCUGAGCAACGACAUCGCGCACAUCCAGAACGAGGAGCUGCUGUCCCUGCAGAUGAAGCAGCUGGAGCACGAGCACGAGUGCGAGUCGCUGCAGGCGCACGACACGCUCCGGCUCACCUGCCCGCCCGACUACACGCUCACGCUGCGCCGCUCCCCCGACGACGUGCCGCUAAUGACGCCCAAAACCAUCACCAUGAUCCCCAACUCGCUGGCAGCCAUGCAGCCCCUGCACCCCUACAGCCCGUUCAACUCGCAAAACAACACCAGCAUCCCCCACGGACACUCUACCACCAGAGUAUAACUCGCCCCAGCAGACUGUGCCAUGCACCAGCUCAGACUAUUUCGAUCGGAAAAUAUGUACAGUAUAUAUCUGUGUCUGAGCAAAGAGACACAUAAAUGUUAUUUUGUUACGGAUUAUACUUAUGAAUAACAAAAAAAAAGUUGAACUUGACUAACAUUAAAAUAUAAAAAGGUGAAUGUAGAACAAUUUUAGCAUUCGUAUCUUAUUUUGUGGUGAGACAAGA